Molecule: messenger RNA, 1341 nt
Organism: Oppia nitens
Lineage: Eukaryota; Metazoa; Arthropoda; Arachnida; Sarcoptiformes; Oppiidae
Gene: Rpt4
Product: 26S proteasome regulatory subunit 10B
Exons: 2
Coding region: 131-1321 (396 amino acids)
Biological process (GO): positive regulation of RNA polymerase II transcription preinitiation complex assembly
Cellular component (GO): proteasome regulatory particle, base subcomplex; cytosolic proteasome complex
Molecular function (GO): ATP hydrolysis activity; proteasome-activating activity; ATP binding
Source: RefSeq, a predicted model, not a curated record
GCCAUCUAUUGAAAUAUUUAUUACAUUAAUUGACAGUCAAGUGAUUCAGCAUUUAAUAUACAAUACAUUUGAAGAUAUUAUUAACACUUUUGGUGACAAUUAUAUCUAUUGUUGACUAUUGUUGACAACUAUGACAGUUAUGGCCAAUACUACGGAUGCGAUUCGUGAUAAAGCACUUCAAGAUUACCGGAAGAAAGUGUUAGAACAUCGGGAGAUUGAACAACGACUCAAAGAAGUUCGCGAGUCACUCAAAGAUGUGACCAAACAGUACGACAAAAGUGAAAACGAUUUGAAAGCAUUGCAAAGCGUCGGUCAGAUUGUCGGCGAAGUACUCAAGCAGUUGACUGACGACAACUUCAUAGUGAAGGCUACGAAUGGUCCGCGUUAUGUGGUUGGAUGUCGUCGACAGUUGGAUAAAUCAAAACUGAAAGCCGGUACACGAGUAGCACUUGAUAUGACAACUUUGACUAUCAUGCGAUAUCUGCCUCGCGAAGUGGAUCCUCUCGUAUACAAUAUGUCACACGAAGAUCCGGGAGAUGUUAACUACAGCUCAAUUGGUGGUCUCUCCGAACAGAUCCGUGAAUUACGAGAAGUGAUAGAACUGCCACUUCUGAAUCCAGAGUUAUUUCAAAGAGUGGGUAUUACUCCACCGAAAGGGUGUCUAUUAUAUGGUCCGCCCGGCACUGGAAAGACACUCUUGGCUCGAGCUGUAGCCUCACAAUUGGAGGCCAAUUUCUUAAAGGUUGUUUCGUCAGCUAUUGUUGACAAAUAUAUCGGUGAAAGCGCACGACUUAUUCGUGAAAUGUUUAACUAUGCUCGCGAUCACCAGCCGUGUGUUAUCUUUAUGGAUGAGAUCGAUGCCAUUGGUGGCCGUCGUUUCUCAGAAGGAACCAGUGCUGACAGAGAAAUCCAGAGAACACUUAUGGAACUACUAAACCAAAUGGAUGGAUUUGAUUCAUUAGGUCAAGUCAAGAUGAUUAUGGCCACAAACAGACCCGACACAUUGGAUCCGGCUUUACUUAGACCGGGCCGUUUGGACCGUAAGAUUGAGAUUCCGUUGCCUAAUGAACAGGGAAGACUGGAAGUGCUUAAAAUUCAUGCACAACCUAUUGCUAAACACGGAGACAUUGACUGGGAAGCAGUGGUCAAACUGAGUGAUGGCUUCAAUGGCGCCGAUCUUCGCAAUGUUUGUACUGAAGCCGGACUCUUUGCCAUUAGAGCUGACAGGGAUUAUGUGAUUGAGGAGGACUUCAUGAAAGCCGUUCGUAAGAUUGCCGACAACAAGAAGUUGGAAACAAAACUCGAUUAUAAACCUGUUUAAUAACAUUAAUAUUUUUAAUU